UCAUCUUGUUAAUGGUUCCAUUUACGGAGAGAGAACAAUGAAAGAAGCAACAAUAGGUGUUUUCCUUCUGGUCAUUUCCUUCAUUAGCAUUGAAGCGGUCUUGAACGUUGGGAACCGAAAAAACUGGGCCUUGCAUAAGCCCGCAUACCAGUCGAGCACACCUUACAAACAAUUUGCUGCAGCGAAGGCUGUCGAUGGUAAUAUAACCAAUGACGCGGCAGGUGGCAGUUGCGCUAUGAUACUGGAAUCGGAUCACUCGUGGUGGAUGGUGGACCUGCAAGACACCAUACGUGUGGAACAAGUUUUAAUUGUCAACCGAGGAGAUUGCUGUGGUAAUACCGCUCACAGGUUCAACAUUGACGUUCUCGAAGGUUCCAUGUCGGCAAGGACGAGCGUUGGUUUAUGUUCUGAUGUUGAUAUUAUUAUCACUAACGGUGCCGCUGUGGUGAUGGAUUGUCUCUAUCCACUGACAGGGCGAUACGUCCAAAUACGAGAUCGGUUACAUUCGGAUUUCGCACUGUGUGAAGUUAAAGUAUUUGGAUCAAGAUUUCUUCCAGGUGCUGAUACCGGCAACUGGGCGAGGGGCAUGCCUACCAAACAAUCAUCGACGUAUAAAACCUAUUCGUCACGUCACGCGGUUGAUGGCCGCUACUCGGGCGUCAUUUCACAACACACGUGCACGCACACGGUACUCGGAAGUGCCAGUCCAUGGUGGCGAGUAGACUUGAUUCAGGUCAUUCUAGUCACAGAGGUCAACAUUUUCAACCGCCAGGAUUGUUGUGCGGACCGACUGCGCAAUUUCUUCAUUGAAGUUCUGCUGUCCAAAAAUCCCAAAGAGCGUUCACUAUGUAAACAUCAAAUAGAACAAGUUGUUAAAGUGGCCAGGAUAAAAUGCACACGACCAUUGCUCGGCCGGUACGUCGUGAUCCAGACAGACGGACCCGGGGACGAUGAUGAUAUUCUUACCUUGUGUGAAGUAGAAGUGAUCGGGUGGAAACAAGUUACAGACCCUGAUUACCUGAGACGUGACAACCACGCUUUGGGUAAGGAGACAUGGCAGUCCAGCUCUCAAUAUAAGAGACAGUCGGAAUUGGCUGUUGACGGCAAUUUUCACAACAACCAUGGGAGUGAAUCUUGUACAAUGACUAAUCCAUCAGACAUGAGACCAUGGUGGAAGGUGAAAGUCGGGGCUAUGUUCAUUGACACUGUACUUUUCUUCUUAAUGGUGAACACUCGUGGGUUUAGGUCUAAAAUGGAAGUAUGGAUAGAUGAUAGCUAUCUGUGUGGUGCACAAACACCCACGACGGCAGGUGCUGUGGUUAGUGUCAAGUGUCCUGAGGAAACACGUGGUUCUUAUGUUAAGAUCGAGAAAGUUUCCCAAACGGAAUAUGACGUACUUGCAUUAUGUGAAGUAGAAGUGUAUGGAACUACAGAAGAACGGAACUGGGCUCUGGGUAAGAAAGCAUUCGUAAAAGGUGGAAUUAUUGCAUACACAUUUCCAGUUAAUUACAUGGUCGACGGCGAUGUAUCGAACGGCUUUUCAGGCGAUGCCUGUCCCGGGUUUAUAGACAUUAACACAAACUGGAUUCUCGUUGUGGAUUUAGGCUACAUGCAUGUGCACGUACAGAAGAUUCUAUACAUCAUCGCAAUCGGAGAGGACGGAGAGAACGUACCUACGAUUAGGAAUGCCAAAAUUAUACUUCACGAUGCAGUGAAAGGAAUCGACAGGAGAAAUGUGUGCUAUCCAGACAGUAAGGACUUUCGACCAGGAUUCGUUGUCACGGUUACGUGUUCUGACGAGCAUUUUGUGGCAAAUCAAGUCCUCCUUCACGGAAAACAGAGACAGUUUGGAAUCUGUGAAGUGGAGGUUUACGGAAAAUUGGCUUUCUACCAAAAAAUAUAAUAAUAGUUUACGUUAGCUUAACAACAACAACAACACUAACAAAAAACCCAACAAAAAUAAAUAAACAACAACAACAAACAAAACAAAAAACAAAACAAAACAAAACAAACAAACAGACAAACAAACACACUUUUUCCAGCUCGUUUUCGGCUGAUUAUACAUAUAUGUAGUAAAAUAAUUUUCAUGGUUGAAAGAUAUUCCCCCCUAAACAUGAAUUGUGAACUAAUGGUUGAAAGAUAUUCCCCCCUAAACAUGAAUUGUAAAAUAACGUUUGAAAAAUAUUCCCCCCCCUAAACAUGAAUUGUAAAAUAACGGUUGAAAGAUAUUCCCCCUAAACAUGAAUUGUAAAAUAAUGGUUGAAAUAUAUUCCCCCCUAAACAUGAAUUGUAAAAUAACGGUUGAAAGAUAUUCCCCCCUAAACAUGAAUUGUAAAAUAACGGUUGAAAGAUAUUCCCCCCUAAACAUGAAUUGUAAAAUAACGGUUGAAAGAUAUUCCCCCUAAACAUGAAUUGUAAAAUAAUGGUUGAAAGAUAUUCCCCCCUAAACAUGAAUUGUAAAAUAACGGUUGAAAGAUAUUCCCCCUAAACAUCAAUUGUAAAUUAAUGGUUGAACGAUAUCCCCCCCCCCCCAAACAUCAAUUGUAAAAUAAUGGUUGAAAUAUAUCCCCCCCCCUAAACAUGAAUUGUAAAAUAAUAGUUGAAAGAUAUUCGCCCUAAACAUGAACUGUAAAAUAACGGUUGAAAGAUAUCCCCCCCCCCCCCCCCAAACA
Molecule: messenger RNA, 2672 nt
Organism: Gigantopelta aegis
Lineage: Eukaryota; Metazoa; Mollusca; Gastropoda; Neomphalida; Peltospiridae
Exons: 10
Coding region: 38-1903 (621 amino acids)
Source: RefSeq, a predicted model, not a curated record